Sesamum indicum (sesame) is the source of this 1261-nucleotide messenger RNA. Its product is annotated as protein NDR1-like. Gene Ontology annotation, cellular component: plasma membrane; plasmodesma. The record is from RefSeq and is a predicted model, not a curated record. Lineage: Eukaryota; Viridiplantae; Streptophyta; Magnoliopsida; Lamiales; Pedaliaceae. Gene Ontology annotation, biological process: defense response to other organism.
UUAUGCGUUUGUGAGUUUGAAACACGAACUUGAAGCAAGCACUAGUGCAGAAAUGAUAAUGACUCUCUGCUUACAAGGCAAAACACGAUGAAGCAAACAAUGAUUGUGUUCAACGUCUGCAAGGCUGAAUAUUCUACCCUUACAGAGUAGCCACUUUUCUGGAAAUGUUAAUUUCAGUCUGCAACGACUCAUUCUGUUUUCUUUAAUAAGUUCAAUGACUCAUUGUUAAUAGUAAGGUAAUGAUUCCAAUUUAAACCAUUAAAAAGUCCAUCUCGAAUGUGACUUAGGAGCUUAGCAGCUGGCCAAAAGAGGACCCCAUAGUGCAAGUUCCUAUAAAAAAGAGUGAUAUUCCAAUGAUUUGGCCCCUCCCCGAAGUUUAUUUCUCUCAAACGAGUCAAGAUCAAUCCACCUACAUAUAUAUGUAUACACGCACGUAUAUAUAAGUUAAUAAUCAAUCCAUCUCUGUCUCUUUCCAUCCAUCGUUCCUAGUAGAAGAAGGCGUUUCUUCGGCGGAGGCAUGCCGGAAGGCGGCGGCGGAUGUUGCAGAUGCUGCUGCAGCUUCAUAUUUACGUCCGGCCUCACCGCCCUCUUCAUGUGGCUAAGCCUACGCACCUCCAAACCCACUUGCUCCAUCCAAGACUUUUAUAUUCCUGCCCUCAACAGAUCCGAUAAUUCCACUGCCACCAGGAACAACCACACCAUACGUUUCGAUCUCAAGCUCGACAACGGCAUGAAAGACAAAGGCGUACACUAUGCUAACAUCAGCUUGACCUUUUUCUACAACUCUACCCUCCCCAUCGCCAACUUCACCGUGCCGGAGUUCUACCAAGGACACAACAAAAACACUCACCGGCGAGCCUUGGUGGACGCCAGUGGCCUGCCGUGGGCGGACGCGCGUGACGCCGUUGCCAACGGUUCGACGGUGAGUUUCAGGGUGAGAUUGGCUACCAGGGUGAAGUUUAAGAUCAUGGUUUGGUACACGAAGAGGCACAGCUUAGUGGUAGGUAGUGAUGUGGUGGUCAACGACUCGGGGCAGAAGGUCAACCGGAAAGGGAUUAAACUAAAGUCCGGGGCCCCGGAUCCGGCUACCCAAUGGGUGCGGCUGCUCUCAUUUCUCAUUUUCACUUUCUUGAUCAUUUUAUUCUUGUAAAACAAUGAGAUCUUCUUUGGUAUUAUUUUCAAUUGUAUACUAAUUUAAAUUGUAAGAUUAUAUUUGACGAGAUUUUAUUUGUGGAAUAUGAUCAUAAGUUGUAUUCUGUUA